UCGCGGGAGAAUUUGGGCACCUAGAGCCUCUGCGGCCGGAGCGCGGGCGAGGCUUUGCCUGCUCUGGGCGCACGACUGCGGCGGCACUGGGACGCUCCCCGGAUCAAUGAUCCGGAGCCUGGAUCGUGGGGAGGGCUGGAAUAAGGCCGGGACGGCAAGCAGGGCUCGGGGCUUCCACUGGCCUGCGGACGAGGCCCCCUUCCCAAGAUGCGCCGGCGGGUCCCCCUCGGCAGGCCGCGGCGAGCCGGAGAGGAGGCGCAGGAACCGUGGCUUAGACUGGCACCAACCUCCUCUUUCUCCUCCUCCCUUGGCAGUUUUGAUCCUCGAGGGUGGGGGGCAACCCACACAGCCAACUCCGACCCUGCCUGCCCUGGGACCCCCAAGAAGGGAGGGUGUCACUGACUACCCCCUGACUUUCCUGCCCUUGCGCCCUUGGGCACCUUUUCUCCGCCGCCCCCGUUCGCUUGCAUUGCGAAUUGUUUUCAUUCUGGAGCCACUCCAGUGACUCAUUGGCUGAAACCAAGGAGUGGGGCAGGGCGGCGAGCGGGCUGUUGGUGGGCGGGGGUGGCUGGUCCUUGCUGAGGCGGCCCGCAGCCCCCGCCCCCUCUGGCUUUUGUCACUCGCUCUGCCUGUAAGCAAAAGGCAGCCCGGGCGGAGCGAGCGGACCCGGCGGGCGGGCGGGCAGGCUGAGCGCUGCGGCUGCUGUUCUGGGGGCAGGCGCUACGCCGGAGGGACUCCCGAUCCUGGAAGACGCUGAGGUGGGACCAAGCGAGGAGUAGCCUGCUGAGAUCUUCCCACCCACCCCAGGCCCGCUUGCUUGCUUUGCUUUCCUUUUGACGCGGCGCAGGCGCUGCGCUUUCCUGCUGCGUCCCCGCGGAGCUCGAAGAGCUGCGUUGCGCUGCCGGUGCGGCUGACUCCGCUGGCUCGGCUCCGUUUUGCAGCUUCGAAGCAGGAGCUGUCGCCGCCGCUGCGAGGCCGAGGGAGAAUUGCUGAGCGCCUCGGGGCUGGAUGGCCCUGGCUGAGAGUGGCUGGUGCCUGCUGAAGCGCUGCGGCCCCGACGACUUGCCCUACUCGUUGGCACCGCGGGAGCUGCCCUGCCCUUCGCCGUCGCCCUCCUCGUCCUCGGGCUGCUCCCCUGGCGGCAGCGGUAGCGGCAGCGGCGGUGGUCGGACCUUCAAGCAGGAGCCCGGAGGAGCGCUGCAGACCUCGCAGCCGCUGGGCCUACCCGACGGCCGGCCCUUUCUGGGCCCCUUCGUCUCCUUGGCCGCGGCGCCGUCCGGCCUUUCCAGCUGGGAGGACGUGCUGCUUUUCGCGGACCUGGAUCAGGCCAACAAGCUCAUCUGGUCCAGCCGCACGUCGGCCAAGCUGAGCCCGGAUCCCUCGCAGCCGCUACCGCAGCAGCAGCCGCCGCCCGUCGAGGAUAUGUACCACCACCCGCACGCGCAUCACCAUCCGCAUCACCAGGGCCUGCAGCCCGGCCCCUACGACGGCUCGUCCCCGGGCACGGGCGGCGCAGGCGGCGGCUUCGUGCCUUCCUCGGCAGGAUCGCCCGUCUACGUGCCUACCACCCGCGUGAGCUCCAUGCUGCCUUACCUGCCCAGCACCCCGGGGCCCGGGCAGGCCGGUGGGCCGGCGGCGUGGCCCCCGCAAGCGGGCCCAGAAAGCCCCUCCGCGCCCUACGGCGCCACGGGGGGCGGGUGCGCCCACCCGGCGUCGGGCCGCUUCAGCUACCCGGCCAGCAGCUCGCCGGCGAGCAACGGCGCCGCCCGGGAGUCGGCUGCCUACAGCCCCCGCGAGCAGUUCCGGCCCUUGAACGGAUCCUAUUACGCGCCCUACGUGGGCUCCCAGUUCACCAGCCCGGGCUGGGGAAGCCCCUUCGACAACUCCAUGCUGCACUGCCUGCCCAACCGGGCCGGGCCCCUCGCCAUGCGGCCUUCCAGCGCAGAGCUUCUGGAGGAUCUCUCUGAGAGCCGGGAAUGUGUCAACUGUGGCUCCUACCAGACCCCCCUGUGGAGAAGGGAUGGAACUGGUAACUAUCUCUGCAAUGCUUGUGGGCUGUACACCAAAAUGAAUGGACUUAGCAGGCCUCUCAUCAAGCCUCAUAAGAGAGUGCCUUCUUCGAGAAGAAUGGGUUUGUCUUGCGCCAACUGUCACACUACGACCACCACCCUCUGGCGCAGGAAUGCAGAAGGAGAGCCCGUAUGCAAUGCCUGUGGCCUGUACAUGAAACUUCAUGGGGUGCCCCGACCCCUUGCUAUGAAGAAAGAGGGAAUUCAAACCAGGAAACGAAAACCAAAGAACUUGGCUAAGACAAAGUCAUGCUCGGGUAAUAAUAGCAAUAAUGCCGUUCCUAUGACUCCAACUUCCACGUCUUCUACGAACUCAGAUGACUGCCGAAAAAAUGCUUCCCCUAGCACACAAACCACAGCCUCAGGGGCGGUUUCUUCAGUGAUGUCCGGCCGGGGAGAGAAUGCCAGCAGUCCCGAGAAUAGCACACUCAAAUAUUCCGGCCAGGAAGGGCUGUAUCCAGGCGUCAGCUUGACCUCCACUGCAGAAGUCACGGCCUCUGUGAGACAGGAUUCCUCCUGGUGUGCCUUGGCUCUAGCAUGAAGCGGCGAUGAGUCAGUGGUGCUGGAUCCAUGCACUGGGCAUCAGCCAGCCAGCAACACUUGUGUUUUUUGUUUUUGUUUGUUUUUUGUCCCAAGAAGCGGUGACUAUGAUGACAAGGACAUUCCUUGCCAGUCAUUUUUGUGCCUUGAUUCUAGCGUGUGUGUGUGUGAGAGAAGGGGGGGUGUUUUUUUCCUUCUCAUGGUCUCUGCUUGAUUGCCCAGGUCC
Messenger RNA from Podarcis raffonei (Aeolian wall lizard), 2835 nucleotides. RefSeq names its product GATA binding protein 6 (gene GATA6). Gene Ontology annotation, molecular function: zinc ion binding; RNA polymerase II cis-regulatory region sequence-specific DNA binding; DNA-binding transcription factor activity, RNA polymerase II-specific. The record is from RefSeq and is a predicted model, not a curated record. Lineage: Eukaryota; Metazoa; Chordata; Lepidosauria; Squamata; Lacertidae. Gene Ontology annotation, cellular component: nucleus. Gene Ontology annotation, biological process: negative regulation of transcription by RNA polymerase II; cell fate commitment; positive regulation of transcription by RNA polymerase II. The coding region runs from base 1009 to 2610 and encodes 533 amino acids. The transcript is spliced from 7 exons.